CCCGAAAUCCCUCUCACCCCCCGGCUUUCUUUCUUUAUUUCAUUUCAGUCAGCGUUACCUUUGCUUCCAAGCGGAUCUGUUGAAUUCUUGUCCCCUUUUCCUUGGUAAUUCUCACGAGAACACGUUUCCAAUCACUCAAUUGACUUGUCGCUAAAUCGUUCUGCUUGGGUUUUCACUCAUCAAGACAUACCAAUUCGUCCCCAGUGUCCAUCCAACCCUUAACUUCAAAAUGUCCUUCGCCAGAGCUGCUUCCAUUCGCUCCGCCCUCCGAGUUUCGGCGCGCCGAACCAUUCGUCCCCAGUUCCGCCCUCAGGUCGCCCAAAGGACCUACGCCAGCCAACAUGGCGCGAAGCCCCAGAGCGAGCUUCCUCUCGCCAUUGGUUCUCUAACCUUCUUCCUUGCUGGUCUUGCUGUCAUCCAGCCCUGGAACAGCCCGUCUUCCAAUGGUCACGGCGCCCACGCCGAGCACAAGGAGGAGAAGCACGAGGAGCCCGAGCAGGCCGAGGAGUCCAAGGAAGAGGAGAAAAAGGACGACAAGUCCGAAGAGAAGCCCGAGGAGAAGCCUGAGGAGAAGGAAGAGUCCAAGAACGAGGAGUCCGAAAAGUCCGAAUCUGAAGAGAAACCUGAGGAGUCAAAGGAGGAACCCAAGAACGACCCCAAGGCUGAGAAGAAGGACGAAAAGUCCGAGGACAAGCCCCAGUCCGAGGAGGAUAAAAAGUCAGACGACGAUUCCAAGAAAGAGGAGACCGAGUCGGAAGACAAGAAAGAGGAGAAGUCUGAUGAGAAAUCUGACGAGAAGAAGCAAGAGCCCAAGGCCGAUUCCAAGUCUGACGAGAAGAAGGACAACUGAUCCCUUUCCCCUAUUCCCUCAACAUGGAAGCUCGAUCUCCAGAGGAAACUCCCUUAAUCUUCAUAAUCACGCGCCCAAAGAUAUAUCUUUUGUGCCACAACGAACCAACACCGCCACAGGGGCUGCAGCUUGCCUGUGCGAGGGAGCACGUUCCAUCAAACAACAUGUACAUAAACAACCCACUGAUUGAACCGAGUGCUAAUGCAUAAUAGCAUUUGACUAUGCCUCAAGUGUCAUGUCUAGAGCACGAAAGUGAAGUUGAGAGACUUCUGGUUCUUGCAUCAUACUGUAUCAUGUACACUACUACCUACUUCCUAACCAUACUCUUUAAUUGUUAACCCUGUCGGCCCAUAUACAAACGCCAGUGGCAGGGCCCUGCCCCCAUCCGC
Colletotrichum destructivum is the source of this 1239-nucleotide messenger RNA. RefSeq lists its product as uncharacterized. Bases 230 to 850 code for a protein of 206 amino acids. The record is from RefSeq and is a predicted model, not a curated record. The transcript has 2 exons. NCBI's taxonomy places the organism in Eukaryota, Fungi, Ascomycota, Sordariomycetes, Glomerellales, Glomerellaceae.